Molecule: messenger RNA, 282 nt
Organism: Dibothriocephalus latus
Lineage: Eukaryota; Metazoa; Platyhelminthes; Cestoda; Diphyllobothriidea; Diphyllobothriidae
Source: the annotation of a GenBank genome assembly
UCGUCUCCAUCACCGCUUACGGAAUCCUACGUAAAGGCAAUUGCAGAUGCGCAUGGCAAAACACCCGCUCAAGUUCUCAUUCGUCACGCUAUUCAACGCGGCAUUUGUGCCAUUCCCAAGAGCUCUAAUCCCGAACGGAUCCGCUCUAAUUUCCAGGUGUUUGACUUUGAACUGACUGAUGAAGAGAUGAAAAUUCUGAAUACUAGCGGAAGACAAUGCAGACUCUUCACUGUGCCUUCGAUGAAGCCUCAUCCGGAGUAUCCUUUCAACGAUGAAUACUAG